Messenger RNA from Caenorhabditis elegans, 1340 nucleotides. It is a transcript of the gene Y62E10A.13, whose product is annotated as Phosphoserine phosphatase. The transcript has 4 exons. NCBI's taxonomy places the organism in Eukaryota, Metazoa, Nematoda, Chromadorea, Rhabditida, Rhabditidae. The record is from RefSeq and is marked reviewed. Gene Ontology annotation, biological process: L-serine biosynthetic process. Gene Ontology annotation, molecular function: L-phosphoserine phosphatase activity. The coding region runs from base 296 to 1126 and encodes 276 amino acids.
UUUAUAAUAUUUGGAAUUUAAAUUACUUUACUCCAAAAAACAACUUCUUUUUACUUUACUCCAAAAAACAACUUCUUCCGGUUACUCAUAUCCGUUUCUCCACACUCACCUUUGAUCGUUUUCCAACAACUUUUCCUCCUCUCUAAAUUUUGUUCGAGUUCUCACUCUCACCACGUGCGGGGCUCCAAAUAACAGCUGCUGCCUCUGAAAUGUCAUCGCGAGGCUAAAGAUUUCCAUUUCUCACAAAAUUUGCCGUUUCGGCAUAUAAUCUGUGCUCUGUGUUGGCUGGCCGACGAUGAUUGAAUUGGCUCAUUGGCUCAUUUAUGCGUACUUAAUGAUCCGUGUCGCUUUACCAACAACAGCGUCGGCAAUCCCUCGAUCCAUAUCCACAUCACCGGGUGAAACAAUCUCAAAAAAUCAUGAAGAAGAAGUGAAAAGAGUAUGGAGAAAAGCUGAUGCUGUAUGCUUUGACGUUGAUUCUACAGUAUGCCAGGACGAGGGAAUCGAUGAGCUUGCUGCCUACCUGGGUGUGGGUGAAGCCGUCGCCAAUGUGACACGGACGGCGAUGAACGGCAACGCCCGCUUCAGAGAUGCUCUUGCCGCCCGUCUUCAGGUAAUGAAACCAAAUCACGAGCAACUUGAACAAUUUGUGAAUAUUUCCAAACCAAAGCUCACUGUUGGAAUUCGAGAACUUGUGAGCCGUCUUCAUGCUCGUGGAACUCACGUAUAUCUUGUCUCUGGUGGAUUUAGACGACUUAUUCUUCCAGUUGCUGAACUUCUUGGAAUUGAGAAAUCUCGAAUUUAUGCAAACGAGAUUCUUUUCGAUAAAUUCGGAAAAUAUCACGGAUUUGAUACUUCUGAAUUGACGAGUGACUCGGGAAGCAAAGAGACUGGCAAACCGGCUGUGAUAGCUCUUCUGAAAAAGAUGUACAACUACAAAACAGUUGUGAUGGUUGGUGACGGAGCAACCGAUGUUGAAGCUUCACCCCCAGCUGAUGCAUUCAUUGGAUUCGGUGGAAAUGUCAUUAGAGAAGGUGUAAAGGCUCGUGCCAAAUGGUACGUCACCGAUUUCGAUGUUCUUCGGAAAGAUCUCGAUCAUGAUGAGUCUGAUAUUGACGACGAGUAGAUAAUUCAUGUAUCUGUACAUAUCGUUUUUCUUUUUUUUUCAUAUAUUUUCCACACGUUCUCAGUUGGCUUUACUGUGCGGUUUUGAGCAUUUUGAGCAUCAUUUUCUAAUCACCUACUAGCGUAUUUCUAUUUUUUUUUUCUCUCACUGUGAAUUUUUCCCUUCAUGUACCAGCAAACUUUUGUCUUGUUGUGCCAUAAAUCUUCUACCACAU